CAUGCGCCCUGUGCCCGCAGCGCCGGCGCCCCCCAUGCGCCAGGCGGCCGGACGGCGGCGUCGGGGGGCGCCAUGGCCUCGGCGGCGGCGGGCGAAGCGGAAGAGACCACCCGGCUGCGCAAGCCGCGCUUCUCGUUCGAAGAGAACCAGAUCCUGAUCCGCGAGGUGCGCGCCCACUACCCGCAGCUCUACGGCGCUCAAAGCCGUCGGGUGAGCGUGGCCGAGCGGCGGCGAGUGUGGGACGGCAUCGCCGCCAAGAUCAACGGCAUCACCAGCUGGAAGCGCACGGGCCAGGAGGUGCAGAAGCGCUGGAACGAUUUCAAGCGCCGCACCAAAGAGAAGCUGGCCCGCGUGCCGCACUCCACGCAAGGCGCCGGGCCUGCCGCCGAGGACUCUUUCUCCGCUGAGGAGGAGACCAUUUUUGCCAUCCUGGGACCGGGUGUAGCGGGGUCAGGAGCUAGUGCAGGGGCAGAGCAGCCCCCCGCUGCUGCCUCCUCACAGCCGCCAGCCCCGAGUGCCUGCUCCCAACGCUAUGUGCUGUCUGAGGAUCGAAGGGAGGAUCGACGCGCAGACACACCAGCCCACAGCAAGGGGGGCUCCAGCAGCCCAGAGCCUUGGGCCAAAGCCUCCUGCAAUCUCCAGGAAGGGGGCUGCCAGCCACCUAAGGAGCGUGAGUCCUCGCCCCCUCCAGCCCUGCAGACCGUCCAGUUGCCCCGCCUGGCCUUGUCUCCACCACCCUCAGCUCCUCCACCACCGCCGCCACCACCCUCGCCCCCCCAGCCACUGCAGCAGGCCCAAGUGGCACCCUCGCCCCCCAGCCCCCCACGCCCUCCGCUGCCUCCACCCUCGGCCCCAGACCCCUCCCUGGACUUCCUGCGGGCUCAGCAGGAGACUGCCAAUGCCAUCCGGGAGCUGGCGGGCACCCUGCGCCAGGGACUGGCCAAACUGAGCGAGGCCCUCAGUGCCCUGCUGCCCCUUCUGCCGGGAACGCCUGCUGACCCACUGCCCCCACCUCUGCCCCCGCCCCCGCCCCCACCCCCGCCCCGGCCCAUCUUGCCCCCACCCUCCCCCAAGGUGGAGGUCACCCCAGAGCCGGUGUCCGUGGUGGCAGCCGUGGUGGAUGGGGCGGUGGUGGCAGCCAGGGGGGUGAUCAUUGCCCCGAGGAGCGAAGAGGGGGCCCCCCGGCCACCCCCUGCCCCUCUCCCACCCCAUGACUCCCCCCCACACAAAAGGAGGAAAAGUUUCCCUACACGGAAGAGGCGGGGGCGAUGGAAAUGUCCCUGAAAGCUGCCAUGGGGUUCGAGCUUGUCUGCGCACCUUUUGCCUGCACCUCCUCCCCAACCUUAGCCCUGUGGAGGAGGGCGAUGCACCUUCCCUUCCCAGCUGCACCCCGGCUCCCUGCUGCAGGGGCACACGCACCCCACCCCCUGUACUAGUUAGUGCCUGAUUCUAGGGCGGGGAGGCCUCCUGGAUGGGCCCCCAGCCCUUUCUCCAGUACAGCGCUGUCUGCCUGGCUGCUUCCCCCAACCCCAACUUCUAAGCCAUGGAUUUUAUGUUAUUUAUUAUAUAACAUAAUAAUAUGGGGGGUUGCGGAGGGAAAACUGCACUACCCCACGCCCCUGCCCCCAACAACUCCUGGCCUUGACUUGAAGAGAACUGACCCACCUCCCCAGCCCAGACUUUGGAGGGGGUGGGGGCUGCAAGACAAAUCAGGAUGAAGAGGAGACUGCAGUUUGUACCCUAGGGAGGAGGGGGUGGAGUUCUCACUGGGGAGAUGGAGGUUGAGCCUUCUGCCUCCCAUUGCAGGUCUCUGACCUCCAGAGCUUAACCCGCUCUGUUCUCCCCAGUGGUGACUAGAUAUCAAUAAACUUAUUUUUUAAUACAAUUACUUGGGGCUCUGCCUGAGACAGGCCUGGAAUUGCACCACCUAUACCAGCCCCAUCUUUCUGUGGGUAGGUGACACUCCCUUGAAGUUGGAGGCUGGUAGUUUUCUAGACUUUUUUUUUUUCCUUAAAGCCAUCAAGUCCUGUGUUGAAAUCUUACCCUAUUUUUUUCAUCCUUCAGACACCCCCUGCUAAAUGUGAUCUCUAGGAGGACGUCUUGGAUUCCUUUUUCUGGGCUAGGAUGGGUCUGCUGCUUAGAUUUUCCCUCAGCAUCCUGUGGUCCCUAAAUGAACACAUGCCUUUAUCUAUUUAAAGCCUGCUUCCCCUACAGUUUAAUGAAGUCGGGGAGCUGGUUCUCUUUUCUACUCCCAAACUGGCUGCAGAACCUGGUAGCUAAGUAGGUAAUAGCCAUCACCCUGGACUCAGACCUGGUUCAAGCCCUGGUGCUGCCCGGCCAGCUGUGUAACUACCGGUCUUUAUUGUCCUCAUCUGUAAUAUGGGUAUAAAGAUUUAGCUGUCUUUUACUGGCUACAACUACAUCCUAUUCAUCCUUCAGGUCACAGCUCAAAUAUCACCCCCUCAAGGAAAGCCUUUCCGACACCUCCUUUCUCCCCCAACAGUUAUAAAAGAAAGGGAGUUAAACAA
Capra hircus (goat) is the source of this 2528-nucleotide messenger RNA. RefSeq names its product Myb related transcription factor, partner of profilin (gene MYPOP). Gene Ontology annotation, molecular function: DNA-binding transcription factor activity, RNA polymerase II-specific; RNA polymerase II cis-regulatory region sequence-specific DNA binding. The record is from RefSeq and is a predicted model, not a curated record. Gene Ontology annotation, biological process: regulation of transcription by RNA polymerase II. Gene Ontology annotation, cellular component: nucleus. Lineage: Eukaryota; Metazoa; Chordata; Mammalia; Artiodactyla; Bovidae.